GAGGACCUGAGCAGGCUGUAAACAGCCAGGGAUAAACAGGGACUUCUGCUCAAGCGGCUGUGGCCACUUCCUUCCUGCUGCCACCUGUUAACAGUCACACAUAGCAACUGGGGAUAGCAGGACAGUGGAGGGGUGAGAGCAGAAAGCUGAAGGAAGAUGGCUGUGUGGGUGUCACUAGAAGAAGGAGUGUGGGGAGCUCGUUUUUUUUUUUUGGGACUUGGUAUAGGGAAGUCAUUGCAAUUGUUCUGUCCCUGUGUGGGAUGGGUGCCGGUGUCUAGGAGACAUGAGCAUUGAGGAAGAUGCCACUAGAUGUCCUUUACCUAUCUUGGGCUUGAAUCUUGACCAACAAGAGCCACAGGAUUUUUUAAGGCGGCCACUCUAGCUGCACUGGACCUCCACAACUAUGGCCUCCUGCCCGGACUCAGAUAAUAGCUGGGUGCUUGCUGGCUCUGAGACUCUCCCUGUAGAGACUCUGGGCCCCGAGUCCAGGGUGGACCCAGAAUCAGAAGAAGCCCCCCAGGCCCUUCAGGACUCCUCCAAGGCAGAUGGCAAAGAAUCAGCUGGGACCUUGAAUGGAGAAGAGAUGCUUUUCCAGACGGAAAGUUCCCAGGGCGAAGGUGCUGCGCUGCCAGAAGAGUCUGAGGCCAAGGGUGCUCUGGGUGGUGAUGACGGUCAUGGGACGAAGCGCCCAGGAGACACAGCGGUCCAGGAAGAUUUGCAGGAGACUCCUAUGGUGACAAGCCUUGGACCAGACACACAGGACCUGGAGAGAAAUAUCCACCCACAGAACCUGCCCUCAAGUCCCAGAGCAGUUUGGAAAGAGCAUGGCUGCUCUAGCAGUGAUGAUGACACUGAUGUAGAUGUGGAGGGUCUUCGGAGACGGAGGGGCCGAGAGCCUAGCCCACCCCAGCCCACGGCAGCUGUGGAUGGAGAGGACCAGGCCAAGGGCGAGGGUAUAGGAGAGCUGGGCAUCUCUCUCAACAUGUGUUUCCUGGGGGCCCUGGUUCUUCUGGGCCUGGGGAUCCUCCUGUUCUCUGGCGCACUGCUGGAGCCCGAGACUGAGCCCGUGGAGGAAGCCGAAUUGCAGGUCUUUCCAGAGACUGAGCUGGUACAGACCGUGGGGAACAGGCAGGAUGAGGUAGAGCAGCUGCAGGCCUCAGUACCACCUGACAGUGUCCCCAGCCUGCAGAGCAUGGGGCUUCUGCUGGACAAGCUGGCCAAGGAGAACCAGGAUAUCCGGCUGUUGCAGGCUCAGCUGCAGGCUCAGAAAGAAGAGCUUCAGAGCCUGUUGCACCAGCCCAAAGGGCUGGAAGAGGAGAAUGCCCGGCUCCGGGAAGCCCUGCAGCAGGGCAAGACCUCCCACCAGGCCCUAGAGUCAGAACUGCAGCAGCUAAGGGCCCGACUCCAAGGGCUUGAGGCUAACUGUGUCCGGGGUGUGGAUGGGGUGUGUCUCAACUGGGGUGGAAGUCCACAGGGUGGCAAGGCCACUACAGAACAAGGCCACAAGGGGCAGGAACCAGACACCAGCUUAUUGGAGCAGCAUAAGCAGCUUGAGGCCGAGGCCAAGGCCCUAAGGCAGGAGCUGCAGAAACAGUGGCAGCUGUUGGGCUCUGUGCACCGCAACCUGCAGAGGGGCUUGCAGGAUGCCGGCCAAGGAGCCCCAGCUCACGCUGGCCUGGCUGAACUUGGUCACAUGCUGGCUCAGACACUGCAGGGCCUAGAGAGUCAGGGUAUUAACACUGGCAGAUCUUCCAAUGACUCCGAGGCCUGGCACCAGAAGAAGCCUCGCUUCCAGCAUCCCAGGGAGUGGAGUGGGAGGGAGAAGUGGCGUGGGGGGCAGAGGGAUCAGAAGGCUGAGCACUGGAAGCUGAAGAAGGAGGAAUCUGGCCAGGACAGGAAGAAGAGCUGGAGGGAUGAGGGCAGGGAAUUCACGGGGCACUGGAAGGAGAACAGGCCGAGGGCGGAAGAAUCGGGGAGCAGAAAGGACAGCAAGCGACAGGACCCCAAGGUACACCCUAGGAAAAGUGGGAACUCCCACUCUGGGGAAAGGCAGAAGCAUUCUUGGGGGAAAGACAACAGCCCUGACUCUGUGUCCUGGGAGGAGCUGCUAAGGCGCAAGUACCGGCCCCCUCAGGGCUGUUCAGGCGUGGCCGACUGUGCCCGGCAGGAGGGCCUGGCCCUCUUUGGUGUGGAGCUGGCCCCUGUGCGGCAGCAGGAGCUGGCCUCUGUGCUGAGGGAAUACUUGGCUCGGCUGCCCUGGGCCGGACAGCUAACCAAAGAGCUGCCCCUCUCACCUGCUUACUUUGGAGAAGAUGGCAUCUUCAGGCAUGACCGCCUUCGCUUCAGGGAUUUUGUGGAUGCCCUGGAGGACAGCCUGGAGGAGGUGGCACUGAAACAAACGGGUGACGAUGAUGAAGUGGAUGACUUUGAGGACUUCAUCUUCAGCCACUUCUUUGGAGACAAGGCACUGAAGAGGAGGUCAAAGAAGAAGGAGAAGCAGCCUUGGAACCACAGAGCUGUGGGGCCCAGGGAAGAGCACAGCCGCCAUCCCCACCACUACCACCAAGGCUGAGCCCUGCUCCUGCUGCAACCACCGGCCUUGGCAUGCACCCAGCUAAAGAUCCCUGGAAUUAUGUGACCCAUGCUCACACUGUCCAGUGGGUUCCUCCUGGCUCGUUAGUGCCCUUGGACGUCCUUCACAGAAGAGAGCAAAGCACUCGGCCCUGCACUGGUACCACUUUUGCUUAAAAAAGGCCGUAGUUGACACUACUGAACUGUUUAAACAAAUGUAUGCAAAUGAUAAAGGCCCUGGGUACUAAGCAUCCUGUAGGAGCCUGCUGGGGAGGACUCUUAUUCUGAAGCCAGAGAGCUGUCCUUUCUUGUGGCUAUCCUGGGUCCACAGCACAGCUUACCACCACCCUGCACUGGAGCUACUGGUUGGAGACUUAGCUCCGGACUUGCCUUGGGGGUUUUUGUUAGCUUUGGAGACAGCUGUCGCUAAGCCUGAGGAGCCCACACCAUGCCUCUUGUGGCUUUCACCUCCCCACCUGAACUGUACACCAUGAUAGGGCUCUGUCACUUGAGGUGGUCUCUAAGUGCAAGGGGACACCUUGCAGCCACCACUCCAGUGUUUGGGCACAAUCUAGACACUGCACUCAACCCUUUUGCCUUUCUGCCCUCAGCCUUCCCGUCUGUUCCCCAUGUUCUUUCCCAAGGAAUCUAGCCUUGAGUCCAGCCACCAAUUGUCUCACAAUACACAGUGUGGUAUUCUUAUCUUCUGAAAGAGGGCUGAAGGGCUGAGAAUGGAGUCAAUAAAGCAAGGAAGCAAACAUCCUGUUUCUGCCACACAAGAGUUGGUCCCUUUUUUGGAGCGUGAUGGGGAGGGCAGAGAACAGGCGCAGCCUGGUGCCUGGGUCUACAGAGGCGAGGGAGCCACUAGGUGGCGCUCUGGCCCCACCUUUUCCUAGACUUUGCCUCCCUCCUGUGACUGGUCACUACCCCACACCGAUGACCCCUACCCACUGACCAGCUCUUAAGAAUUCCCAGAACCCCCCUGGUUAUUUAGGAACCCCCCCUCCAUUCUAAUCUCUACACCACUGGUAGCACACUGACUGGGCUUCUAGACCUGGAAAUCUCCCAGGGUGUGGGGGUGGGGUCAGUGACUACUCAGGCCAGGUCAAUUAAGGAGGGGAUUAGGGACUGUAGGCGCUAGAAAGGUGCUGGGAUCGACUUCUGAAUUAUUUAGCAAUACUUCCGUGUCACUGUUCAGAGGCUUUUAGGUGCAAUGGCUUGUUUAAUUCCGGUGCUAGACAAGCCAGGUGGAAAUGGAACAAGGGUGGCUCAUUCCACAAAUGUCCACAAAUGUUUAAACAUCUAUUGUGUGGGAUGGGUGGAUGGUUCAGCCACUGAGCACAGGCUGCUCUUCAGAGGACCCAGGCUUGACUUCCUGCACCCUCGUGGACUGUCUGCAACUUCAGUCUCCAGGUUCCAAUGCCCUCUUCUGGCCUUCUGGGCAUUAGGCGAGCACAGUACACAUACAUCCAAAAAACCAAAAAAAAAAAAAAAAAGAAAAAAAAAAAACAAAAAAAAAAACCCUAAACAAACAAAAAAACCAAAAACACCCAUUACAUUUUUUUAAAAAAAAGUCUAUUGUGUAUCAGACAGAGCCAGUGAGGCCCUAGGACUGUAGAUCCUUUAAUAUGCACAGACUCUGCAGCCGGAGGAGCUCUGGUUAGACUUAAGGAACAUUACCUUACACAGGUUAGUGCUGUAGGCUGGGGGCUUCAGGAAGAAGCCUUCUGUUUUAGAAAGACAGUUGUGGUCUGGAGAAAUGGCCCAGCGGUUGAGAGCACUGACUGCUCUUCCAGAGGUCCUCAGUUCAAUUCCCAGAGACCACAUGGUGGCUCACAACCAUCUGUAAUGGGAUCUGAUGCCUUCUUGUGGUGUGUCUGAAGACAGCUACAGUGUACUCAUGUACAUAAAAUCAAUAAAUAAAUCUUUUAAAAAAAGACAAUUAAAAAAAAA
Molecule: messenger RNA, 4524 nt
Organism: Rattus norvegicus (Norway rat)
Lineage: Eukaryota; Metazoa; Chordata; Mammalia; Rodentia; Muridae
Gene: Pbxip1
Product: PBX homeobox interacting protein 1
Cellular component (GO): cytoskeleton; nucleus
Source: RefSeq, a predicted model, not a curated record